UUGAUCAAGUUUAGCGAGCACAACCGGUUGCAAUUACAUUGAACUGCUUUUCUCUCAGCAGAUCAGCGGAGUCUAGUGGGUUGCCCAUGUAAUUUCCCAUUAUCUAAUGGAAAAGUGGAGGAAAAUCCCUCGGACUCAGCGCGCAAUCUACCUUUGUUGCAAUGCACAUUUCACUCAACCUGUUAUAUACAUCCAGAUAUAGAGAUCCGCAUCUGAGAGCUUGGUUAGUAUCAGCUUGGGUUCUGGAGAAUCGAGAUGGCUUCUACGGAAUGGAAGUUUCUACUUUUGCCACUGGUGAUCGGCGCACUUUGCGAAUGGGUCCAACUUUCAGCCGCGGCGCAAAUCACCUUUGGAAGCUGUGCUCCCCCAAAAAGCGAGGAGCGUGGCCAGUGCAUCCACAUCACCAGCUGUCCCUCCCUAGCCAAAUUGCUGACUAUGGAGCCAAAGACUCCCGCCCAGCGUCUCCUCCUCGCCAACAGUCAAUGUGGGUUGGACAACCGUGCUGAGGGCCACCUAAACAGCACACUGGUCUGCUGCCCGCGAAGCAAGCGGAUCGACAGCGAGGAGCCGGCGGAACCAUCGCAUCUGCCAGGAGAUAAACAGCUGCCUGGCAAUGUGCUGCCUGGAAAUGAGGUCUGCGGAUUUUUCUUCGGGGAUCGCAUUCUCGGGGGCACCAACACGAGCAUCUGGGAAUUCCCAUGGAUGGUAUUGCUGCAGUACAAAAAACCUGACGUCAACAAAUCCACAUCUUUAAAUGCGUUUACUUUCAACUGCGGCGGCGCCUUGCUCAACUCCCGCUACGUCCUGACCGCCGGACACUGCCUGACCAAUCGGGAACUGGAGAAGGCCGGUGUCGUCCUGCACAGCGUUCGCCUGGGGGAGUGGGACACCCGUACUGAUCCCGACUGCGCCACCCAGAUGAACGGACAGCGCAUCUGUGCGCCGAAUCACAUCGACAUCGAGGUGGAGAAGGGCAUCACCCACGAGCAGUAUGCCCCCAAUUCCGUGGACCAGCAGAAUGAUAUAGCUUUGGUGCGCCUGAAGAGGAGUGUCAGCUACACCGACUAUGUGCGCCCCAUUUGCCUGCCCACAGGUGACCUGAUCCAGAACCAUUUCGUAGACUACGGCAUGGAUGCGGCCGGCUGGGGCCUCACUGAGAACAGGCAGCCCAGUCCGACCAAGCUAAAGGUGACCGUCAACGUUUUGAACCGCACGAUAUGCCAGGAAAAGUACAGCUCCUUCAAGGUGAAACUAUCUGACACCCAAUUGUGUGCCGGCGGCAUGAAGGGUAUAGAUACCUGCGAUGGCGAUUCCGGCGGUCCUUUGAUGGUGUCCAUAUCGACAGGCGGCCGGGAUGUAUUCUACAUCGCUGGCAUCACCUCAUAUGGCACUAAGCAGUGCGGGUUCCAGGGAUGGCCCGGCGUUUAUACCCGUACGGGUGCUUUCAUCGAUUGGAUACAGCAGAAAUUGGAGGCAUAAUAAAUAAAAUUGCUAGUUUAUUCACAUUUCUCGCAUUGGCUAGCUUACAAUAUUA
This is a messenger RNA of Drosophila erecta, 1534 nucleotides long. RefSeq names its product spaetzle-processing enzyme-like. The record is from RefSeq and is a predicted model, not a curated record. Gene Ontology annotation, biological process: proteolysis. NCBI's taxonomy places the organism in Eukaryota, Metazoa, Arthropoda, Insecta, Diptera, Drosophilidae. Gene Ontology annotation, molecular function: serine-type endopeptidase activity. The coding region runs from base 256 to 1479 and encodes 407 amino acids. The transcript is spliced from 4 exons.